Molecule: messenger RNA, 1605 nt
Organism: Lontra canadensis (Northern American river otter)
Lineage: Eukaryota; Metazoa; Chordata; Mammalia; Carnivora; Mustelidae
Gene: RAB36
Product: RAB36, member RAS oncogene family
Exons: 13
Coding region: 1-1029 (342 amino acids)
Molecular function (GO): GTPase activity; GTP binding
Source: RefSeq, a predicted model, not a curated record
AUGGUGAUCGCCGGCGGUGGCGCAGUGUCUUGGAAGCCCCUGCUGCUCCCCCAAGAGGCUCCGGUUGCUACGGUGACCGCCCUUCCGAACUACGUGUGGGACUCUUUCCGCUGCGAGCCCCGCCCAGAUCCCGUCCCCGACGCCCGGGAUUCGUCAGAUCCACAGGCCCCACCAGACCGCUCAGCUUCCAGAGCCUUUGCCACCUCCGCGGGAUACUCUGCAAGGAUGAGGUCCUCGCUGACGCCUUUGGGGCCGCCCGUGAGCAGGGACCGCAUCAUCACCAGCUUCCCUAAGUGGUACACGCCUGAUGCCUGCCUGCAGCUCAAGGAGCACUUCCAUGGACAGGUCAGCGCCACCUGCCAGCGCAGGAACACAGGGACCGUGGGGCUGCGACUCUCCAAGGUGGUUGUCGUUGGCGAUCUCUACGUGGGCAAGACCAGCCUCAUCCACAGGUUUUGUAAGAAUGUCUUUGACCGUGACUACAAGGCCACCAUCGGGGUAGACUUUGAAAUUGAACGCUUUGAGAUCGCUGGCAUCCCCUACAGCCUGCAGAUCUGGGACACAGCAGGGCAGGAGAAGUUCAAGUGCAUUGCAUCUGCCUACUACCGGGGUGCCCAGGUGAUCAUCACAGCCUUUGACCUCACUGACGUGCAGACCCUGGAGCACACCAGGCAGUGGCUGGAGGACGCACUAAGAGAGAAUGAGCCGGGCUCCUGCUUCGUGUUCCUUGUGGGAACAAAGAAGGACCUUCUGUCAGGGGCUGCAUGUGAGCAGGCAGAAGUGGAGGCUGUGCAUCUGGCCAACGAGAUGAAGGCGGAGUACUGGUCGGUGUCAGCUAAGACGGGGGAGAACGUGAAGGCAUUCUUCAGCCGCGUAGCUGCCCUGGCAUUCGAGCAGUCGGUUCUACAGGACUUGGAGAGGAGGAACAGCACCCGGCUCCAGGUCGGCGAUGGAGACCUCAUCCGAAUGGAGGGGAGUCCACCCGAGACCCAGGAGAGCACGACAUCCUCCAGCCUGGGUUGCUGUUAGCUGGAGCCUUCACCAGAAGCCUCUACUUGCCGCACACACAUGGGCAGUGCCUUCCACGACCAUGGAGUGGUGACGUGAAGCCAUCUGUGUCUGCCCACCCACCAUCCUGAGCCCCAGAGCUCAGCCUCUGCUCUUUAGCAGGUUGGGAGCCAGGAAAGGCCCACACUGGCUGCCCAGGAGCACCCCCACAGCCCAGCUGGUGGGUGCACUGCAGUGAUCCUCUGGAAGGCCAGUGUCGCCUACAGAGUCGCCAGACACUCACCGCCCAGCCUCAAAAGUCCUCAGAACCACAGACAUGAGACCCUGGUGACUCAUGGCCCGCCUCUCUCGCCCUUGGCACACAUGAGCUGCCCACGCAGGCACUCUGCCAACUUUCCUGGGUCAGCCUCAGGAUCCUCGUCUUCUCAGUGGUGAGGGCAAGCAGGACUUGUAAAAAGCCAGCAUGUGAGGGAAAACCCACCUGUCAUCCCUGCUUGGGCCUUUCCUAUAAUCAACAGGACUUGCAGUCCUAGGCCUCAGAGCCCCAGGCCUCACUGUCCACUGUCCCUCUGCCACAGAUUUGUUGAAUCCCUGGGC